This is a messenger RNA of Orussus abietinus, 2319 nucleotides long. RefSeq names its product protein LSM12 homolog A-like. The transcript has 3 exons. Gene Ontology annotation, molecular function: RNA binding. The record is from RefSeq and is a predicted model, not a curated record. Lineage: Eukaryota; Metazoa; Arthropoda; Insecta; Hymenoptera; Orussidae. Bases 13 to 603 code for a protein of 196 amino acids.
CUGUAGUGAAAAAUGGCCGGCGUCAGCGACUGGUUCAGCAUCGGGAGUACGGUGGCCUGUAAAACUUGUUACAACAAGGAAAUCGAGGGCGAGGUCCUAGCGUUCGACCCACAGACCAAAAUGCUCAUCCUGAAGUGCCCAUCGUCAAGUGGUAGACUAUCUUUGAACGAUGUUCAUAUAGUGAACCUGUCUCUGGUGUCGGAUGUUCAAGUGAAGCGUGAGGUGAGUCCCACGUCGAAUGAGCCACCGCAAAGUCUGAACUUAGAGAGGCUAACCAAACGAGUGCGUAACCACAUUGAAGAGAAAAGGAGACUGGUCAAGAGCCUGCAGGCCGGAGUCUCGCCCGAAGGCCAGAAACUAUUCAUCGCCAUUUCUAAGACUAUUCAAAACAUUGCGUGGAAUGGACAGAACAUUGUGGUCUUCAAUGACGUUACGAUCAAGCCACCGUAUAAACUAGACAAUGUCCAUGGAGAUGAAAACACACCUGCUUACAAACACGUGAGAAAAGUGGUGGAAAAACACAUAAAGGACACUGCAGCGUUGGAGUUGCAGCAACAGCAACAACAGCAGGAGCAACAGCAGCAGCAGCAACAAACGCAAUAAGAAUCCAAGGCGGUCGACGCGAGCGUGAUAGCCGACGUACCUCAGCGGAGGUCGAAGCGCCGGGCAUAACGGAAGAAGUGGGAGGGCCGGAAGAAUUACCAGGAAUCCAGAUGAAACACUCGACAAGAUACGAUUUCUCUAAAAGAAAACCAAACGAGCCCAUCGCAAGUAACCAGAAGGAAACUCCCAGAGGCUAGGCCGUCGUGCGGCCGUAAAUGACGGCCUGUGCAACGCCUCUGCCGGCAAGAGAGAAACUAAUCGCCAACCACGGGAAAAUUAAACCAAUUCGCACUUUACUCGCACACCACUUUGCAGGGUUGCGUCGUUAUCGUUCGUGCCCACUUUUAGCAGGCCGCACCUUGGAACUUUUAGAAAUGAAAGGGAGCGAGAGAGAUAGAAAGAGUGAAAGGGCGAGGUUGAGAGAGAAAGAGAGGAGAGAAGCGAGAGAGCUUCGCGGUCGUGAACGAUCGCGAACGAGUUCACGCUAGUUUUAGUUGUAUAUUGUUACGAAUGCGUUUAAGUAGUCGUUUAUCCGAUCAAGGCGCUGCGAGCGCAAAAGCAGGGCCACGCUCGCUCGUUUAUUUUCAAAUUUCUCAGAUGAGAACGGAGCCAAUCGCGAGCAUCAGAAUCCGUAUGAAACGGAGCUCGGCUGCGGUACGACCACGUACCGAAAUCUGCUGAAAAUUAAGAUUCCUGCACUAGAAAAUUCUUAGAUCACGUCGGUCCAGUGAGGAUUCCAAUGUGGUCAUCUAGGGAUUAUUCUACUCGGAGGGAAAACGCUUUUCAAUUAAUAUCAACGGCAGUAUAAAGUUCUUGUAACUGCGACAAUACACAAUGAAAAGCAUGAGAUGUUUAAAACCUCUUCAGUGGGGUCAGAUUUCAAUCUUGUUGCUAAAAUAUAAUCAUUGAACUUAAUUCGAAAACUUUGAUUCUUGCAUAAUUUAAUUUUUGAGAUUUUUAUUUAUCAUCAAAAAUUGAAAUUGUAUUCAGCAGACGACGGAUCGCGGUCGAGGAGACGUUAACCUCCGAUUUUGUCCACUGCCGAGACAGAGCGCCACCUCCGUUUAUUUUUAUGAUUGGCGCUACUUAUCGGGAUCUAGCCGAAACUCGUCGAAUCGCCAAUUGGAAUUUACGAAAAAGGAACCUCGCGGAAUUCCCGACGCGCUGUUAAAGAGAGACGUUCGAGUCGGCGCGAAAAUUCCUGGAGAUUUACAGAAAUCUGCGAGGCGACCUUUGUAAUUUGAUGCCUACUUUUCCAUAGAUCGUACUAAAAGCAUGCCUUUUGAUAAAUAGAAAUCGUGGAGAUUCCUUAUCGCAAAACCGCAGACUACUGUAAAUCCGGUGGGAAGUUUCGCGUCGCCCUAAGGAAACGAAGAACUUAAAGAGUUUAUCAAGCCUGUGACGGCGCGAGAUGCGUUCGUACUCGGUUAAGAGAAAAGGGAAGAAGAAACGGGAGGCGGCCCCUGGGUCGAGACGAAGAUUAAUCGCAUCCGAAGGAAUGGCAGGAAAUUUCUUAAUAUCGACUCAUGCCUCGGAGACCGGUGUAGCACCUGCAUCCGAUAUAUUUUCAAUGGCGCCGCCCUCCGACGUUUUUUUUUUUUCCACGAACUCAUCUCGCGCCUUAUUACGUCGCUACAUUUGAAUGCGUCGAGAGACAAGAUUAUGCGAACGACUACACGAAAAGACAGAAAUAAAUGUAAUAUAAAUUCCAUAAAA